Molecule: messenger RNA, 1830 nt
Organism: Dichomitus squalens LYAD-421 SS1
Lineage: Eukaryota; Fungi; Basidiomycota; Agaricomycetes; Polyporales; Polyporaceae
Product: carboxylesterase from carbohydrate esterase
Exons: 8
Coding region: 1-1830 (609 amino acids)
Source: RefSeq, a predicted model, not a curated record
AUGGGGUUUGGUGUCGCGCUUGCCAGGCUCGUUGUGCGUCUCCUAGCGUUGCCUUUGGUCUCUCAUGCUGGUCUUGCUAUAACGUCGUCAUCGUCGGUGAGAAGUGACAUCACUUUGUUGUACAAUAAUGACCUGAACGCCCUUGGAGAGACGUUGCUGCCCGUCAACAAGACAUUCUUUGCGACUGACUUGGCGCAUCUGCUCCAGUACCAAGUAUUCCAGAAGAACUUCCCUCCCACCCAGCAGUUCUGGGUAGCCGGCUCGGGACCGUUUUGCCAGAUUGUCAAUGCUAAGGGUGCCGUCAGCCUUUCGCUGACGUGUCUGCGAGAGCUGCCUGUGCUGUGCUCCCAGAGCGCCGGCUUCCAAGCACUAGCCCAGCCCGAGACUUCGCUCACGGUGAAGUCUCAGGACUUGACGAUCGUCGGAUUUCGGGAUCAAACGACGUUCAAGUUCUAUGGCAUUCCAUAUGCCGACCCUCCGGGCCGGUGGGAGUACCCUACUGCAUACACCGGCAACAGGACCAUCGAUGCGCGCAACUACGCUCCUGCGUGUUUCGGGUCAGGCUUGAACCCCAGCAGCGAGGACUGUCUCCACUUGAACAUCUGGACGCCCUUUAUUCCAUCGCCAGACACGAAGACGCGUCUGAAGGCAGUGAUGUUCUGGAUCCAUGGUGGCGCAUUCACGGGUGGAUCAGGAAGCCAGUCGCUGUACGAUGGGGGCGCACUCGCGUCUCGUGGCGAUGUCGUCGUCGUCGGAAUUGACUACCGCCUUUCCACUCUCGGCUUCCUCGCACUCGAUGAUGGCAAGACAAACGGGACUUUGGCGAUGGGCAAGUACGCUGCAGCUAUCCCGAUGAGCAACCUCGCGGGCGCGAACUAUGCCACGACGUACUCUUUGUACUAUACCAUCCCCGAGGAAGUCUCGCUUAUCGCGGAUCCGAUCAUCUCGGCGGCCAAUUGCAGCGACGCGAGUGAUGUCCUGGGUUGCCUCAGGGCCCUUGACGUCGACACGCUUUUCCGUCUUGGGACUGUUGCUAGGUACCUCGUCGUGGAUGGUACAUACAUCGUCCAUCGCCAGCUUCCUGUCGACGGCUCUGGCGAGGUUGCCAACGUCCACACCAUGAUGGGCUUCAUGCGCGAUGACGGGGCAGGAUUCAUUGGUUAUCCGACCAGCGGAAACCUGACAGAGGCAUUGAUUGCCGCGUCUCUUGACACCAGUAUCGCCGACAACGCGCUGUUCCCAGAGCCGUCUGGCCCCAAUGUAACGCUGAAUGUCUACAAUGUGACGGCUGGUGCUACGACGGAUGUUGAGUUCCGCUGUCUGGACGAGGCGACGGCGUUCUCCGUGGUCACUCACGAAUUGUUCAAGAGUGUGUGGUUCUACGAGUUCAACAGAAGUUACGAGCCACCCGGGCAUGAUCCUAACUGGCCCACUUGCGAACCGCCCGUCACCCCGGAGCAUCCGUUCGGAGACACUUCUGCCGAGUACUUCAAGUGCCACUCUGGCGAGCUGUACUACGUCUUCGCUUCGCUCCCUGCGGACCUGCCGUACCGUGACGAUCAGGACCUGCCAUUUACGCAGCGCAUAGUAGACAUCUGGUCGUCCUUCGCGCGUACAUUCAACCCGAACCCCGACCCUGGAUUCCUUGCUGCCCGCGGCUUCACGAGCACGGCGCAGCAGCUGGCGGCGCAGCCGAAGUGGGAGCCGGUGACGAAGGCUAAUUUGCAUGGGAAGCCGGUGCAGCAGCUACAGUGGGAGAGCGUGAUGGUGCCGUUUGGACAGCAGGAGCAGUGCGAGUUCUUGGGCUUCCCGCUGACAUAUUAUGGGUGA